Molecule: messenger RNA, 1629 nt
Organism: Talaromyces rugulosus
Lineage: Eukaryota; Fungi; Ascomycota; Eurotiomycetes; Eurotiales; Trichocomaceae
Exons: 1
Coding region: 1-1629 (542 amino acids)
Biological process (GO): carbohydrate metabolic process
Molecular function (GO): hydrolase activity, hydrolyzing O-glycosyl compounds
Source: RefSeq, a predicted model, not a curated record
AUGUCAUCACAAAUCCAAGCCUCAAGGCUGCUCGGGGCGCUGGCCAUGACUUCUGGAUUGGCCAUGGCAUCUCCAUCGCUCAUGCCAACCCCACCUAUGGGCUUCAACAACUGGGCACGCUUUGAAUGCGACUUGAAUCAGACUCUCUUUACCACCACUGCUGAUGCAAUGGUAAAGAACGGCCUUUUAGUGGCAGGUUAUAACAGGGUCAAUAUGGAUGAUUGCUGGAUGGCAACCAAGAGAGCGGCUAACGGAACGCUUCAGUGGAACACCACCAAGUUCCCUGACGGUCUUCCGUGGCUAGGAGACUAUCUCCAUGACCGGGGUUUUCAUUUUGGUAUUUAUGAAGAUGCAGGCACAUCAACCUGUGGUGGAUUCCCUGGCUCCCUGGGUUAUGAGGAUAUCGAUGCGGAAACAUUCUUUUCGUGGGGAAUCGACUAUUUGAAACUUGAUGGGUGCAACGUCCCGACACAAUCCGGGCUAACAUCCGAAGAGACAUAUAAAUCGAUAUAUGGAAAAUGGCACACGAUCUUCUCUAACAUGUCAGACCCGCUAAUAUUCUCUGAAUCUGCCCCGGCUUAUUUCUGUGGCGAGAAGAAUCUCACUGAUUGGUAUACGGUCAUGGACUGGGUUCCAGUGUAUGGUGAGCUAGCUCGGCACUCGUAUGAUAUCGCCACCUAUGGAAGUGAUGGAAGCACCUGGGACAGUAUUCUUUUAAACUACGGUCAGGAAGUCUUGGUAGCUCGUUAUCAGAAGCCGGGCUACUUUAACGACCCGGAUUUUAUAAUCCCAGACUGGCCGGACCUAACAAUCCACGAGAAACACUCGCAAUUUGCACUCUGGGCCUCAUUUUCAGCACCGCUCAUAAUCAGUGCAGAUGUGCCCAGAUUAACCACCGAAGAUUUAAACUACCUGACCAACUCCGAUAUCAUUGAUGUUGACCAAGAUAAACUGGGUCUUCAGGCUACCUUGGUCAGCCAGGAUGGUACCAGGGACGUUCUGACAAAAACUCUUUCCAAUGGUGAUCGCCUUCUGACGGUUCUCAACAGAGGAAACUCCUCUAGCGACUUCACAAUUGAUAUUCCUCGGCUAGGAAUUACACCCAAACACAACUCUACAUGUGCUCUUGGUAUAAAAGACUUAUGGACCGGGAAAUACACCAACUCGUCUUCUUCCAUUGUUAUUUCUGAUAUUCCUCCUCAUGGUACAGCCAUCUUGAGAAUCGCCCGCCAAUCCCCAGGUUGCGGGGACAUUAUUCCAACAGGAAUGAUUUUCAACACAGCAUCGCUAAACUGUUUACAAGUAGCUCCUAAUGGCUCUGUAUCUGCCGUUGUAUGUAACAGUGAUGAUGGACAAGUUUGGCAUGUCCAAAAAGACGGUAGCAUAAGGAAUAUCGCAGCAGCCACUCAAUGUUUAACGGAAAAGUCGAACGGAGUCGUAUCUUUUGGCACUUGUCAAACAGGCGACAAAUCACGGAAUUGGACAUAUCACCUCAAUGGAAACGUGAUAAAUACUGCUUCUGGUCAAUGCUUGACAGAACUGAAAGGCGGUUCUGUUGGUACGACUACAUGUCAACACGAUGCCAACAGUCAAGUAUUCGGACUGCCCAGUGGUGUAGAUGUACUGUGA